UCUGCAUGUGUGCUUGAAGAAGUAUCCAGGUGCAAAUCAUCACCUCUGGCAGUCAUGAGGAAUAGAGGGCUGAAGACGCAGUCCUGAAGAUUGAUGGAGGGCCAUGCUAUUCAAACAGCAGGCAUUGCUGAGACAGAAGCUCUUCGUUCUGGGCAGCCUCGCUAUCGGAAGUGUCCUCUAUCUCGUGGCCAGGGUUGGGACCUUGGAUAGGCUUCAGCCCAUUUGCCCCAUUGAGAGCAGACUGCCCCCUCCUGAACCCGAGCAAAUCCCUCUCCGCACCCUGCAGUUUAAGCGUGGCCUGCUCCAUGAACUACGCAAAGGCAAUGCCACCAAAGAGCAAAUCCGCCUGCACAACCUGGUCCAGCAACUUCCUCGAGCCAUCAUCAUCGGGGUGCGCAAGGGGGGCACCCGUGCCCUGCUGGAGAUGCUCAACCUGCAUCCAGCAGUGGUCAAGGCCUCGCAGGAGAUCCACUUCUUCGACAAUGACCAAAACUACGCCCGGGGCAUCGACUGGUACCGGGAGAAAAUGCCCUUCUCCUUCCCUCAUCAGAUCACCAUUGAGAAGAGCCCCGCCUACUUCAUCACAGAGGAGGUCCCUGAACGCAUCUUUAAGAUGAACUCCUCCAUCAAGCUGUUGAUCAUCGUCCGCGAGCCCACCACUAGAGCUGUGUCCGACUACACACAAGUGCUGGAGGGCAAGGAGCGCAAGAACAAGACCUACCACAAGUUCGAGAAGCUGGCGAUCGACCCCAGUACCUGUGAGGUGAACACAAAGUACAAAGCGGUGCGGACCAGCAUCUACACCAAACACUUGGAGCGCUGGCUGAAGUACUUUCCCGUGGAGCAGUUCCACAUUGUGGAUGGGGACCGCCUCAUCACAGACCCGUUGCCAGAGCUGCAGCUCGUGGAGCGUUUCCUCAACCUCCCCUCGAGAAUCAGCCAGUAUAACCUGUACUUCAACGCCACCAGGGGAUUCUACUGUCUGCGAUUUAACAUUGUUUUCAACAAGUGCCUGGCAGGCAGCAAGGGACGCAUCCAUCCAGAGGUGGACCCAUCCGUGGUGACGAAACUGCAGAAGUUCUUUCACCCAUUCAAUCAGAAGUUUUACCAGAUCACUGGUAGGACAUUCAACUGGCCAUGAUGAUCUUCAGACUCGUCCAAUGAGAUCCUUUGGAUUGGUGUUUUCUUUUUUUUAAACGCCAAGCUACGAGAACUCAAAAAAAAAAAAAAAUUAAUAGCACUUUGACUGAGUUUAAUACAAGAAUGACAGUGUGACCAAAUAUAAACGGGACUUGGUGUUAAGAUUGUUUUUACGUGUGUGAAAAUAAAAACUAAAUAGUUUAAUGGUUUGACUAAUAGAUUGAGUUAAAAAGCACUUGAUCUUGCAAAUGAAUUCACCUGUCUAUCACUGUUCCCCCUAAAGAGAAAAAAAAUGAACUGUGUGAUUACCUGAAGAGAUUAUUUUUGUUGCUCUUUAAAAGACUAUCAAACACUGACAUUCAUGCUGUUAAGAUAAGCUUUAAGUGUGAUGCUUUUCUCAUGAUGAAAACACCUUAAAAGAUGACAAAAUGACAUUCGAUAAACGAUGAAAUUGUUCAUCUGCUCCCCCAUCAUGUUGUUUAUUUGAUCAGAACUGCAUGUGCAAUCAAGAUGCCAUUACAACAUCGUACACUCUUGUAUUAGCCGUCUUCUGUUUGUUUAAUACUGGUUUCCACCACGUUUUAUUUUCGAUUCAUGCUGUGAAUCAUCCAUUAGAAGGUGACCUCUUUUAAUUCUCGACACAAUGCCCAUUUUGAAGAUCAGAACAGGCUCAUCAAAGUAAGAUCUGUUGUUUCAAGCUUAACUCAUGUCCAAACCCCUCAAAGCAUUUAAAACUCAAGCUGGUGUUUUUAAUGUGAGUAUGUUGGUUCUUCCCCCACUUACAGCUUUUUCAUUGGUUCGCGAA
Plectropomus leopardus (leopard coralgrouper) is the source of this 1945-nucleotide messenger RNA. Its product is annotated as heparan sulfate glucosamine 3-O-sulfotransferase 5. The record is from RefSeq and is a predicted model, not a curated record. Gene Ontology annotation, molecular function: [heparan sulfate]-glucosamine 3-sulfotransferase activity. NCBI's taxonomy places the organism in Eukaryota, Metazoa, Chordata, Actinopteri, Perciformes, Serranidae.